This is a messenger RNA of Carassius auratus (goldfish), 708 nucleotides long. RefSeq lists its product as uncharacterized. NCBI's taxonomy places the organism in Eukaryota, Metazoa, Chordata, Actinopteri, Cypriniformes, Cyprinidae. The transcript has 4 exons. Bases 1 to 678 code for a protein of 225 amino acids. The record is from RefSeq and is a predicted model, not a curated record.
AUGGAUGUGACGGAUGAAAUGAAGACAAUAUCAGUGAUGGAGGGAGAUCCGUUCACUCUACACACUGAGGUAAAUGAAAUACAGAAGUAUCUGCUAAUACAGUGGAUGUUCGGAAGCACUCGGAUAGCUGAAAUCAACAGACUCACCCAAACCAACUCGACAUACGACGCUGACGGGAGAUUCAGAGGAAGACUGAAGCUGGAUCAGACCGGAUCUCUGACCAUCGCAAACACCAGCACCACAGACUCUGGACUCUAUCAGCUAGCGACUGUCAACAGAGAGACCAGCUAUAUGAAUUUCAAUGUUACAGUCUGCGCAGCUCCACACAGUUCUUCGCCGUCAGAAAGAGUGUCAAGCUCAAACUGUGUGACGUCCAGUUGUGCGGUCCACAAUUCAGUCGUCAAUCACACUGAGGAUGCCAACAUUACUGAGCUCUUUCAGCCGAGUUCAGUCUGCAAUGGACAUUGUGGCUCUACUGAAGCUGUGAUCCGAUUGGUCCUCUCUGUUCUGGUGGGCGUGGCUGCUGUUGCUGUGCUGGUUUAUGACAUCAGAUCUACAAGAAGUGAGCUUGACAUGACAGAAGAGACCGAAGAUCUCUAUGAGACCUAUGGAGUAAAAUCAGACUUACACUAUGAACUGAGCAGAAGGUUGAGUUGCCCAAAACAAGCCCUAUAUUAAUACUAAUUCCUGUAUAAUUGCAUAUCUAUU